AAGAAGCAUCUCCCCACUAAGAGAGAGAAAGAAGCACACCCUCUCUAUGACCAUGGCGAAGAUCAUUCUCCUACUCCUCGUCCUGGCACCCCUCCGCAUGGCCGCCGCAAGCACGGACUGCCCCGGCGUGCCGUCGCUGGACGGGCCUUUCGCGUGCGGCGAGUCGUGCGGCACCAAGCUCUUGCAAGACCUCUGCAUCCACGUGAUGGUCUGGGGCGGCGUGGACGUGUCCGGGGCGCACAAGGAGGGCGCCACCGGGUACGCGGUCCUCGCGGCGCGGUUCGCCGUGGAAUCCAUGGACGCCACGCGGCUCGCCGCCGGGAAGCAGCUCCGCCAGAACGCCUCGCUCUCCGGCCAGGAGAGGGACGCCUACGAGGGGUGCCUGAACGACUACGCCGCGGCGAGAAGCUCCAUCGACCGCGUCGCCAACGAGAUGCUGCCCCACUGCCGCUUCGCAGGGGUCGCCGACGAGUUCGCGCGUGGGGUGAAGAGCUUGGAGAGCUGCUGGAUCCGGCUCAUGCGGCCGCCUGUGAAGUCGACGAUGCUGUACAACUUGGUCUGGUCCGACCGGUACAAACUGCUGCUCAUUCACUUGCUUGAUGGUAAACUACUUGGCAUAUGAGCGAGCGACGGGUCUGGAGGCCGUGCGCACACAGAGAAGGAGCAAUCAAGAAAUAUGCGGGGUUUGGCCACACCGCUAUAUAGCUAGUUUCACAAGUACUGAUCUAAGAGCAUUUCUAAUCGAUCCAUAAUAAAUUGGAGGAGUAAACCGCCGAGUAUCCUGUAGAGGUGUAUAUUUUCUCCGUUUAAAAAUGUGGGGUUUUAAUCGAACUCGUAAACUUAAUUAA
Messenger RNA from Hordeum vulgare subsp. vulgare (domesticated barley), 848 nucleotides. RefSeq lists its product as uncharacterized. The transcript has a single exon. NCBI's taxonomy places the organism in Eukaryota, Viridiplantae, Streptophyta, Magnoliopsida, Poales, Poaceae. The record is from RefSeq and is a predicted model, not a curated record. The coding region runs from base 47 to 622 and encodes 191 amino acids.